UCAACAGCCUGUACUUGUAAAGUCAAUUGAUCACUGAGCAGGAUGAACUCACCUGAAUGCAACUUGUAAUAAUACAAUGAAUCUAUUUCUUGCUGUCUACUGUGGAGAGCGGAGGUGGUAGAGGAAUUUCAGGAAAUGGAUUUACUUUAUAAAAACAAGCAAGGAUGUUUCCAUCACCAUGUUUACCAUACUGGUUAAAUUUUUUUGGUUAAGUGGAAACAGAUUUUUGAGUUUUGUUCCUUAUAUUCUCCCUUCAAAUUAGUUUAAAUAGAUUUAUGUAAGAAAAUAAAUUUACAAAAAAAUAUUAUUUUUAUAAUUUCUAAUAAAUUGGAAUUCAAACAAGUAAAAAAAACAUUCAUUUAUCACUUGAGCCAACACCUGUAAGUGAUUAAACUUUAAAUAUAGCGAUAAAUUAAUACAAGACUGACUCAAAGUCGUUAUGAUUAGGUUAGAAAAGCAUCAUUAGCUGCAAGCAACACAUACAGAGGAAAAUACCAGUCAAAAAAAAAAAAAAACCUACCGAGAAACUUGACUUUGUGGUUGUUAGUUGUUACCACAAGAGUGGUGACAAACACAGAUGCCCAGCAAUAUAGGUGUAGAUAGUAGCUUCAAUCUAAGAAACCUGUAUCAUGUAAUUAUUUUCUCUCAUGGUCCCCCACAGCAUAAUCUUCUUUCUCUUGAUCUCAUGGCAAUAGAGCGGCCACGAAAGGAGCAGUUGUCUUUCCAAAAGUGCUGAUUAGUCCUUUAAGUACUACGGGAAAGCCGUUUUGUCUAUGGUCCAUAUGGGGCACCACAAACUGUACAAAACCAACCUAACUUGCUUAUGACACAAUCAGCAUAUGUUAGUUUGGAAGAGUUCUGUUAUAUCUGGCUUCCUCUUUCCUUAUUUUUUUUUUUGGGUUCUUCAGCUACUAUGUCUAUAUUCCAUUUAAUAACUUUCAUCUGGGUCCUUCUGUCAGUAAGCUACCUUGUCUUUCUUACUUCUGCCUCAUGGUGCCCGCACUUUGUUCAACAAACAACUCGACAAUUCGAGCAGAAAACAGAUCGAUUCUGGGAGUUUCAAGAGCAAUCCAACAGAUGGGUUGAAGUGAAACUUCCUUUUGAUCUUGUAUCUUGUGUUAAUGAUAACUGUACUAAAGUAGGUUUUAUUGAUCAAACAAGAAGGACCAAAGAAGAGCACUUACAAAAUGAAAAAGAUGUUUCUAACCAAAAGAACUUAAAAAUGAAGGAUGGUGAUAUGGGAGGGCUAGAGGAGAACUCUUUUACAGUUUUGCCUCUAAGAAAAAGAAUUUCCUUGACAAAAAUGUCCGAUACAUCCAUUUGGGUUACCGGUGAAAGUGGGUCUAUCUAUGAGAGGUUCUGGAAUGGAGUCCAGUGGGUGAUAGCACCACAUGACCUGCACAUAUCAGCAGGUGGCGCAGUCUCAGUUUUGAUUGUCAACCAGACAAUUCUUGCUAUCUCAGAGGAAGGGAAUCUAUACCAGAUGCAACUCAGUGACAGCUCACAGCCAAUUUGGGUGGAGUUCAAACCUGCAUUCUAUCAAAGUACAGACAAAGAAGCAGAACAGAGUUCAGUGAUUCAAAUAAAGUCCGGUACUGUUUCAUAUGAUGGGCUGAGAGUUUAUUUCUGCACAAAGAAUGGCUUGUUGCUGGAACUCAGUGAGGUUGAGCCUCCAAGGUGGGAGAAUCAUGGCCGACCACCAGGAGCAGAUGUAGCAGCAAUAGCUGACGCAGCUAGAAUUAGAUCAGAAGUAGUAUAUACAAUAAGUUCUACAGGUCAUCUCUAUGAAUAUGAUAAGAGCUCGAGGCCAUCAUGGAAGAAGCAUCUACAAAGUGAAGAAACUGUGAAUGAUGGUUCUCUAAUACCAUUACUGGGGUGUACGAUACAUGGCAUGAGUGGAGAUCACUCUGUAUCCUUGUUUCUCCUAACAAAGGGAGGUAAAUUGGUUGAGAGACGACUACAUCAAAGGAAAUGGAAAUGGAUAGCCCAUGGAAGUCCAGAAGAUCAUUACAUGACAUCUGUUACUCCCCUACUGGAAGAUGAGCCAAAUGAAAGGUUCUUCUCAUUGUUUCUCACUACAUCCACUGGAUCAGUUUUUGAGUAUCGAAUACCAAAGCAUUCAGGUACAGCUCAAGAGAACCAAAUUUCAGAAGCAUGGCUGAAUCAUAUGCAUCCACCAAACACAAAAGCUGCAAGAGGUAUUGCAGGACUCAAAUUUCAACCUGGCAGGACACUGUUUGCACUGGAUGAUGGUAGACUUGCAGAGUUACAUAUACCUGGCCUAGGUGGUGAAAAUUCUGGGCCAACACAUCAAUUUAAAAUGCGAAAAAAAUUAUCAUCUAAGUAUGUCUGGUCAAUACUAGAUGCCCCCGAGACAGAAGGAUGGAAUGCAGAGUAUUGCACAGAAGAACGUGCACCUAUGAAUUGCAUAGCAGGAAUAAAAGAUGAACCAAAUGAUUCAGGAAAUACAAGAUCACUGACAAGGAGAAAAGGUAAUAAAGCACAACAGGAUUACUUAUCUCUAGGCACUUCCAGGAGUAGAGUAGUGAAAAUAUCAGAAGAAUAUAGUAUCCCAGACAACUGGAUCAACAUCAACUUCCGACUGAGGGUGAUGCAAGCAGGUGUAUCAUUUUUUAUCAUAACAGAUGGUGGUUUGACCUUUGAAUAUCUUUACACUGAGAGUGUAUGGCUCUGGUUAAGACAUGAUCAUUCAACGCCAAUGAGAGGUGCCCUGGGAAACUACAAUGUAAGUUUAUUUUUUGUUGAUGUGUAUGGAACCUUGCUUAUCAGAGAAAGGAGCGGCAAUGAGCUAGCAUGGAUAAAUUGCACUGCAAUGAGGAAAGGAAGGCAAGUUGUUGCAGGCCCUCCUUGGGAUGGUAUGCCAGGUAAACUAAAAGUCACAGCAGAAGAUGCACUCUUCUUUGUGAGCAAAAGCGGAAGACUACUGCAGUUCACAGUUGCCCUGAGGAAAUUCAAAUGGAAAGAUUGUCGAAACCCUCCUGAAACCAAACUUGCAUGCAUAAUAGACCAAGAAAUCUUUAGGGAAAAUAUAGUGUUUGUUGUUGGAAGAAAUGGCCGGCUCUACCAGUAUAACAAAGUAACUGAGUUGUGGCAUGAGCAUUACCAAUCUCAGCAUUUGGUUCUAUCCAGGUUGCCAGGAACUGCUAUGAGGCCUUCGUUAUUUUCACUAACAGGUUCACUUUUCAUGCUUUCGGAAGAUGGUGGACUAGUUGAAUAUCACUGGAAUGCAUGGGAUGGCUGGACCUGGGUGGAACACGGCACUCCAUGCAAAGAUGUUACCUUGGUUGCUCCUCCCGGACCAUGUUUCCAAGGCAAUCAACUGUUUUUGAUAGGUUCAGAUGGAAACGUAUACCUAAGGUACAUGGACCAAUUGACAUGGAGAUGGAAAAACUGUGGUUUCCCACAUAAUGGAGAGAAAUCUACUGAAGAUCAAACUGAAAUGGGAGCCCAUGAUAGAAAGGAAGAAGUUAGUAUUGAUAACGAUCUCACAGCUAGUUUUGAUGACAAUAUGGAGAAUCCAAAUGAUCCCAACAGAAACUGUGACCCAAAGGUUGCUCCUACAAGACCAAUUCCAUUUUCUGAAGAUUCGGCUAUAUUUGAGCUAAGAGACGACAGAUUGGCAGAAAUUCGGGAAGUUGAUGACACACAAUGGGUUUGGGUACGGAUCAUUGGCACUCCAACAAGCUCAUGCACAUCAAGUUACUGGACCGCUUUGGCAUCAUGAAAAAUCAAACAAUACCCCCUCCCCCUACCCAACGCCCCCCCAAAAAAAAAAAAAAUUUACAGCUAUUACAGUUACACAGCAGCACACAUUAGAAUUUAGGUAUAAAUUUCAAUGUAUAUUAAACAAACUACAGAAUUUCAGACAUAAUGUAUAGCUUUAAAAACUUGCAAAAAAUCCAAAUAUAAACAAGAUUUUAGAAUUUUACUAUUUGGCUUCCAACAGAUUAUAGUUUUAACAAUGCAAAGAAUUUAAAGUAAAAAGUUUCGCAAGUUGCAUGCAAUAAAAGAAUAUUAGGGGCUUAGAGCCUUUGUCCUGUGAUAACUGAUGAUCAUGAUUUUAAUUUCAACUCAAUUAGAUUAAUAUCAAUUUUUAAUUUUUAUACGAGAUUGUGAGUAAAUUUCAGGUUCUCAUGUACACUAAAGAAGAAAAAAAAAAAAGAAUUAAUACAUUUUUUAAAAUGGUAUGUUUAAUUCAAAAAUGAA
Durio zibethinus is the source of this 4227-nucleotide messenger RNA. RefSeq lists its product as uncharacterized. The record is from RefSeq and is a predicted model, not a curated record. NCBI's taxonomy places the organism in Eukaryota, Viridiplantae, Streptophyta, Magnoliopsida, Malvales, Malvaceae.